This is a messenger RNA of Cladophialophora carrionii CBS 160.54, 2052 nucleotides long. RefSeq lists its product as uncharacterized. The transcript has a single exon. The record is from RefSeq and is a predicted model, not a curated record. NCBI's taxonomy places the organism in Eukaryota, Fungi, Ascomycota, Eurotiomycetes, Chaetothyriales, Herpotrichiellaceae. Bases 1 to 2052 code for a protein of 683 amino acids.
AUGAGGAACCAAAUCGGCUAUCCUGACAUCUUGGACACCACGCUGCGGUUUCAUCUGAUGCAUGUCACGGUCAACUGGGACGUCGAUCGUGCUGUGAUGCAUUACUGGGAGACCGAAAACGCCGCCAAUGCACCGCCGGCGAGACCAAGGUCUGGGGUUCGCACGGACUCCACUGUGGAACGAGAACGCCGCCGCACGGUUCAUCGCAUGCAGCGCAGACUGCGGAGAGGACAGCCGGCGCAGCUCCCGGAAGAGAUGCUACUCGCGCCCGAAGAUGGUGGGCAGCAAGUCGUGCCCCCGGCCCCGGCACCGUUGUCCGCAGAGCGAGCCACUACCAAUGCGGUGAUGAUGACGAUGUUCAAUCAGCAUCGCUUCAACCGGGCUGACGCCGCCGCCGACAUCGACCGCCGUAACGGUUACUACAACGGUAUCGUCGACGAAAUUGCCCGCCUUCGAUCUCGGCCCGAUGGUCAGAUGGCUCGGGAUGAACGUCUGGCUCUGUUCCUCUCCAUCACGGCAACGAACAGCGUGUUUGCGGCCCAGGAAUUCCUCAGCAGACAUCGCUGGGACAUCGCGGUCGCCAUUGAUGAGUGGAUCCGCACUGGCAGGAUCCCUCUGGCGUUCCCUCCCUUCAAAAGUCUCCGAAGCGGACGCCCCAACACUAACCAUGGCCUACGGGGCGUCAAUGCCAAUUGGCCUCGUCGUGUCAUGCACGGCACCAUUCUGGAGUCAAGAGCCGAGCUUGACGCCUUCGACCGAUACAACGCUGACCCCAACCAACCCAUCCGAACCCCCCACCAACCCUACGACGACGAGGAUCAGGUGGAUUCGGAUGUCGAGGACGCUCAUAGCGCUCCACUGACAAAUGGUGCGCGCACCUGUGGUCGGCCCCUUGAUACUGGUACUCCAGUCCCCGGCCAGGAGUACACCGAUGUUGGUCGUGGUCGCAAGCGAAAACGGAUCCCCUCGGGGUUCGUCAUCAACCCCGAUCGCACCCCUGCUAGACUCCACUGCCCCGAUCCGACCAAGUUGUACAUCGAGACCAUAACAAAGGGCAAGUACAAAAUCCGCUACUUCGAGGGCAAGUGCCGGAUCAAGGGUGCCGCCAAGGGGCAGAAGAGAGACUGGCCAUUCCUCUGGGACGACGAGAAUGCCGACACCACCAAAGGGGUCGAAUUCGACUGGCACGACAAGGAACACCUGGCGAAAUUGAACAGGUGGAGGAACAAUGCCUACACCGAGGUCACCGGCUCCACCGUCAGAGAGCCCGUCGGCGACAAGUUCAACAAGUACGAGCAAGACUGGCUCCGUGAGCAAGAGGCAAUGGCCCUUGAAGAGAAAUACCACCAACUUGCCCAGCAAGGUGCCGCUGCCGGUUUCCGGAAUGGCAACAACUUUCCUAUGGGAAUGUCCGACCAGGAGGUUCAGGACCUCACUCAGCGGUUCAACUCCACGUUUGCCGGCAAGUCCAAAUACGACAAGCUCAUUUACCGUUGCAAUCGCCUGCCACCGAGACCGGAUGGUUCCUUCCCUGCCGGGGCUUUUCGAUACACGCCACAAACGGUCACAAAGGACAUGAGGCACGUUGGCACCGUGCCUCGUCCCGCUCGCACUGCGACCGUCAUCAAACAACAGCGCCACAGAAUCCUCAACCUUGCCAAGCACUUCAUGUUCAGUUAUGAGUGGAAGGAAAGCUAUGGCGUUGAGGAUGAGAUCGACCUGGUCGAUGAAUCUGAUUCGGACUUUGUUGACGAGGAUGAUGAUGAUGACGAGGAUGAUGAUGAUGACCAAGGUGGUGACGAUGAUGGGGAUGACGAUGACGACGACGACGGCACUGGCGCGGGUGCUAGUGGUAGUGGCAGUGGUAGUGGGGCUGCCGGCCAUGCGAACAAUGGGAAUGCAGGCGAUGGCAAUGAGGACGACGACGACGAUGAUGAUGAUGAUGCUCCUCCUGCAGACGCCGCUGAUGGCACUGGUGCAUGUGGUGCUGGCGACAGAGAUGAAGCUGUGGAUAUUCUGCAGAACUUCCUCUCCAAGAAACGGAAGCGAUAG